UUUGUGGUUUGGGGUGCCUAUGGCUACAUGGCCGUUGUACGCGGAGCAACAAUUGAACACGUUUGAGCUAGUGAAGGAGCUUGGACGACUAGUGGUGGAGAUUAGGGUGGAUUAUCGACGUGAUUGGAAGACUAGGAAAGGAAACUUAAAGGUGACCGCGGAGGAGAUUGAGAAUGGGGUGAAGAAGUUGAUGAGUUUGGAUGAGGAGACGAUGAACAAAGUAAGGGAAAUUAGUGACAAAAGUAGAAAUGCAUUAGAAGAUGGUGGUUCAUCUCAUAAAUGGUUGGGUCAAUUUAUUGAAGAUGUUUUGAGUAACGUAGCUUAAAGUAUUU
Chenopodium quinoa (quinoa) is the source of this 332-nucleotide messenger RNA. RefSeq names its product UDP-glycosyltransferase 71E1-like. The record is from RefSeq and is a predicted model, not a curated record. NCBI's taxonomy places the organism in Eukaryota, Viridiplantae, Streptophyta, Magnoliopsida, Caryophyllales, Amaranthaceae. Bases 20 to 325 code for a protein of 101 amino acids. The transcript has a single exon.